Lodderomyces beijingensis is the source of this 2721-nucleotide messenger RNA. The record is from the annotation of a GenBank genome assembly. Lineage: Eukaryota; Fungi; Ascomycota; Pichiomycetes; Serinales; Debaryomycetaceae.
AUGUCAAAGAUAGAUUUCAAAGACAAGGUUGUCAUCAUCACUGGUGCCGGCGGUGGCUUGGGCAGAUACUACUCGCUUGAGUUUGCCAAGUUGGGCGCCAAGGUUGUCGUCAACGACUUGGGUGGCGCCUUGGACGGCCAAGGUGGAAGCUCCAAGGCGGCCGAUGUUGUUGUAGACGAGAUCAAGAAGAACGGUGGUGUUGCUGCUGCAGACUACAACAAUGUUCUCGACGGCGACAAGAUUGUCGAGACCGCCGUGAGGAAUUUCGGCACCGUGCACGUGGUUAUCAACAAUGCCGGGAUCUUGAGAGACUCCUCCAUCAAGAAGAUGACGGAAAAGGACUUCAAGUUGGUGCUCGACGUCCAUUUGAAUGGUGCCUACGCCGUGACCAAGGCGGCCUGGCCAUACUUUCAAAAGCAAAAGUACGGCAGAAUUGUCAAUACCUCGUCGCCUGCUGGCUUGUAUGGAAACUUUGGCCAAACCAACUACUCUGCCGCUAAGUCGGGCUUGAUUGGCUUUGCCGAGACUUUGGCCAAAGAGGGCGCCAAGUACAAUAUCAAGGCCAACACCAUUGCCCCCUUGGCCAGAUCGAGAAUGACGGAGUCGAUUUUGCCACCGCCGAUUUUGGAAAAAUUGGGCGCUGAAAAAGUGGCUCCCUUGGUGUUGUACUUGGCCAGUGCUCAAGAUGAAUUGACCGGUAAGACUUUUGAAGUUGCUGCGGGCUUUUAUGCUCAAAUCAGAUGGGAAAGAUCGGGAGGUAUCAUUGUUAAGCCAGAUGAAACUUUUACCGCUGAAUUGGUGGCUAAAAAGUUUAACGAGAUUCUCGACUUUGACGAUUCGAACAAGCCUGAGUUGUUGAAGAACCAACACCCAGAGAUGUUGAAUGACUAUACCUCAUUAACCGCUGCUGCUAGAGAACUUGGACCAAAUGACUUGUCGGGUGCUCCAACUGUUUCCUUGAAGGAUAAAGUUGUUUUGAUUACUGGGGCUGGUGCCGGUUUAGGUAAAGAGUAUGCCAAGUGGUUUGCCAAGUAUGGUGCCAAGGUUGUUGUUAACGACUUCAAGGAUGCUUCCAAGACUGUGGAAGAAAUUAAGGCUGCUGGCGGUGAAGCUACCGCUGACCACCACAAUGUUGCUACCGAGGCCGACGCUAUUAUGGAAACCGUGUUGAAAGCUUAUGGUACUAUUGAUGUUCUUGUCAAUAAUGCCGGUAUCUUGAGAGACAGAUCGUUUGCCAAGAUGACCAAAGCCGAGUGGGACCAAGUGCAAGCCGUGCACUUGUUGGGUACUUUUAACUUGUGCAGAUUGGCCUUUCCCAUCAUGUCGGAGAAGAAGUAUGGUAGAAUUGUCAAUAUCACCUCAACUUCGGGUAUCUAUGGUAACUUUGGCCAAGCCAACUAUUCCGCAGCCAAGUCUGCCAUUUUGGGUUUGACCAAGACUCUUGCCAUUGAAGGUGCCAAGAACAAUAUCAAGGUUAACGUUGUUGCUCCCCACGCUGAAACCGCAAUGACCUUGACCGUCUUUAGAGAAGAAGACAAGAACUUGUACCAUGCUGAUCAAGUUGCUCCCUUGUUGGUUUUCCUUGGUUCGGAAAAUGUGCCAGUUACCGGUGAGACUUUUGAAGCUGGUGGUGGUUGGAUUGGUAACACCAGAUGGCAAAGAGCCAAGGGUGCCGUUAGCAAAGAUGCUGAAACCACGGUUGAGUUUAUCAAGGACCACUUGGCUGAAAUUGUUGAUUUCGACAAGGACACUGAGAAUCCUAAAUCGACUACUGAAUCCUCAAUGGCCAUCUUGGCUGCCGUUGGCGGCGACGACGACGAUGAAGAUGAAGAAGAAGAAGAUGAAGGUGAUGAAGAAGAUGAAGACGAAGAGGGUGAAGAAGAAGCUGACCCAGUUUGGAGAUUUAACGACAGAGACGUUAUCCUUUACAACAUUGCUCUCGGUGCCACCACCAAGCAAUUGAAGUAUGUCUAUGAAAACGACUCUGACUUUCAAGUCAUUCCAACUUUUGGCCACUUGAUCACUUUUAACUCGGGCAAGUCUCAAAACUCGUUUGCCAAGUACUUGAGAAACUUUAACCCCAUGUUUUUGUUGCACGGUGAGCACUACAUCAAGGUGCACCAAUGGCCACCACCAACCGAGGGUGAAAUCAAGACCUCGUUCCAGCCAUUGCAAACCACCCAAAAGGGCUCCAACGUUGUCAUUGUCCACGGAUCCGAGUCUCUUGACAAUAAGACUGGUGCUCCAAUCUACUCCAACGAAGCCACCUAUUUCAUUAGAAACUGUCAAGCCGACAAUAAGACCUAUGGUGAGAGAAGAAGCUUUGCCACCAAUCCAUGGACUGCGCCAAAGCGUGAGCCAGACUACACCGUUGAUGUGCCCGUGAGCGAGGACCUUGCUGCUCUCUAUAGAUUGAGCGGUGACAGAAACCCAUUGCACAUUGACCCCAACUUUGCCAAGGGUGCCAAAUUCCCCAAGCCAAUCUUGCACGGUAUGUGCACCUACGGCUUGUCGGCCAAGGUCCUUAUCGACAAGUUUGGCAUGUUUGAUGAGAUUAAGGCGAGAUUUACUGGUAUCGUGUUCCCUGGUGAAACUUUGAGAGUGUUGGCUUGGAAAGAGGGUGAGAAUGUGAUUUUCCAAACGCACGUUAUUGACAGAGGUACUAUCGCUAUCAACAAUGCUGCUAUCAAGUUGAUUGGAGACAAGAAACCAAACUUGUAA